AAAAACACCUUACCUCAAAUAAGGUAACCCGUUAAGAAACAGAAAUGUAGAGUGAACAUCACCUGUCCAUCGUGACUGUGGUAAGAGAUGCAUUUAAUGCUUCACUGAACUGCACUGAACAAAUUCUUUGUCCAAAGAAUGGACCACGAUGGACUCAAUCCUGCUCGUGUUAAACUGCUUAAAAUUGGGAAAAGAGCUGCUAUUAAGACAAAGAUACUUCAAAAAUAAAAUUAAAUGGCAUUUUUGUGUUUAACCCCAAGCAAAAAACAGGAAUUCCAAAACAAAACAGUACACGCAUGGUACGACACCUAUCGAGGAGACUGCGCCCUCUUGUGGCGAAUAAGCAAACCUCCGAUUGAGCCUUCCGAGUCUCCGUACUAAAAAGAAAACCUGCCUCCCUAUUCCUUUAUUCGCACACCCAUCAUCUCUCCUAGCAAAAACACAGAACGGGCAGAUGAAAAUAUUCAGCCUCAUCACUGGAGUGUGCGCUGCUGUCAAGGGCUCUGACCAACAUGGAGAUAAAUAAUGUUCCUGCAAUAUGGCACAAUCCUUUAAUCAGUGUGCAUUUCUUUCCGAAAAAUGAAAUAAUCGGCGUUAUCUGCAGAAAGAAAUAACGGUAUCCGGCAAGUAACUCCCUCUUUCUUUAUAUGGAUAUUAUGAUAAAACAAACUGUAUUUCACACAGAUGACACAUUUAUGGCUGAAACUGACAGUUCUUCCGAAAUAGACAGUCAGCUGAAGUGAAUACAACAAUGAUGAAUGCCUUUUAGAGGAGCUCCCUGGCUUGCAAAGGAACAAGGUGUUUUUUGUAAAUUGCAGUCCAGGAGGGUUCAGCGGCGCGGAGAGGUGACGUUGACCGGAUGCGUGUAGCGGAGCGUGCCGUGUGGCUUUGACCAUGAGCCGGCUGAUGUUGGGCCGGACCUUGGAGCGGAUUUGCAAGGCUGUGCUGUUGCUCUGCCUGGUGCACUUCCUCAUUAUGAUGAUCCUCUACUUUGAUGUCUACAGCCAGCGUUUCGACAUCUUCAGCCGCUUCAACAAUGGCCGUGGAGCGAACAGCUCACGAGGACCCCACCACUACUACUAUAACUUCUCCAGUGGCAGGCCCAACACUACCUUUGCAAGCUACUUGGCCACAGCUGACCAUCUUCUGCCCAGCACCAAGCCAGAGGCAAACCACACUCCACCUACCCCUAAACCAUUACCACCAUGUCCGGAGGUUCCUCCUGGUCUGGUGGGGCGUCUCCUCAUUGAAUUCAGCUCACAGAUAACCCUCGAGCGGGUGCAAAGAGAGAACCCUAAUGUGACAGAAGGGGGAAAAUACACUCCUUCUGAUUGCCGGCCGAAACAAAAGGUGGCCAUCAUCAUCCCAUUCAGGCACAGAGACAACCACCUGAAAUACUGGCUUCACUACCUGCACCCAGUCCUGCGCAGACAGAAGAUCGACUAUGGGAUCUAUAUCAUCAACCAGCUUGGUGAGGACACCUUUAAUCGGGCCAAGCUGCUUAAUGUUGGCUACACAGAAGCUCUGAAAGACGCAGAAUACGACUGCUUCAUUUUCAGUGAUGUGGACCUGAUCCCUAUGGACGACCGGAACCUCUACCACUGUUACGACCAGCCCCGUCACUUUGCCAUUGCCAUGGACAAAUUCGGCUUCAGGCUACCCUAUGCAGGGUACUUUGGAGGGGUGUCUGGCCUUAGCAAAAAACAGUUCCUCAAAAUCAACGGCUUCCCAAAUGAGUACUGGGGUUGGGGAGGUGAAGAUGACGACAUUUACAACAGAAUCACACUAAAUGGGAUGAAAGUGUCUCGGCCCGAUGUGAGAAUCGGCCGCUACAGGAUGAUCAAGCAUGAGAGAGACAAGCACAAUGAGCCAAACCCCCAGAGGUUCAGUAAGAUCCAGAACACCAAGAACACCAUGAGGAAAGAUGGGAUCAGCUCGCUGAUGUACAGAGUGGUGUCUGUGAAGAAAUAUCCGCUCUAUACCAACAUUUCCGUAGAGAUCGGCAAGCCUCCUCCAAGACCUUUCAAAGGAUAGAGAACUACCAGGUCUUGACCGAGAUACCAUGACCUUCCUUAAGUUCAGCACACACACGCACACACACAAACUCUGCCCAGGGUCACCUUCCUAUGAUACAGCAGUGAUAUGCUGGUAAGUUCUCAGGAAUACAUGGAAGCUUGAUGUGGAUCCAUCGAUGUAGAUUCAUAUCCUGAUCCAGAUCGAGAUGUGCACACGGUGUCUGGAGGGACAGAACCAUCACCAUCACAGACCUUGAGGAUCAGUACAAGCUUUUAGGCUGUUAACCAGAGGAUUGUUCAGUUCUGGUUUUUGUGCGUGACAUCUGACGAUGAUCUACAAAGAACAGCCUGGUCACUUGAUGUAAAUCAGUCAGAACAUACUGUACAUUUCAAAAGCGAAUGUGUCUUUGUACCUGCGAUGCUUGCAGUGUUCAAAUCUCUUCUUUCGUAUCUCAGAUGUUGGUGGAUCACGUGAGGUUGAUAAAUCGGUGCUUGAAGUUGGGUCUUUGGAACGUGUCUCUAUCUCCUGCGCUCUCUUUUAUUUUGUAUCGUUUCUUGAGACUAAGCUGAAUUUCUUCAACCAUGAAAACACUUCUAGGCAUUUCUGAGGAUGAUACUCAACGGGAUGUUAACAUGGGAACUUGGGGGGAAAAUUACGUAAUGUGAUUAGACUGGAUCUGGACUAGUCCUACAAGCACAUGACUGUGUCAGUCAAUAUGGUCCGAAUGGAUGAUCACAGCAGAUCCUCUUGCUGCUCCAUGUAGAUGCCCGGAGAAACGGCAAGAACUUUGGCUUGGAGGUAGAAGAGCUUCUGUAGAAGUUACUGAUGAUCAAACCUCUGUAUCUAUCACCACAUCCUCAAAACUGACUGUGCUACGAGCCACUCUUUCUUUGUUUACUUUCAUUUGCCUCAAAGAUUCAUAUUUAGACCUGUCAUAUAUCAAGGCUUUUUUUAAUGGGUGCUUUGAUCAAAUAAUGCCCAUAUUGUUCAGUCUCGCACCUCUUUUGAGGAUCAUCUACAGAGGUUAUAUAUAAAUUAUGCUCUAAUAUUUCCAGUAUCAUAAAAUAUUCACCCAGGGUCCAAAAUCAACCUUUCGCCACACCUGCCAAUUUGAGUGAAUCUUUUGAGUGGUCUUUUUGGCCAUGAAUCAAAAUUGUCAUUUUGUAUUUUUCAAUUAUUAGUAGCCUUUUUGCAUAUUCAGCCUUCAUUUCUUUGUAAAAAUGUCAUAAAAACAUGAAGACCUAUAAUUUUCUUCCUUUAUGUUUUUGUUUUGGUAGCUUAAAGGAUUAGUUCACUUUCAAAUUAAAAUUUCCUGAUAAUUUACUCACCCCCAUGUCAUCCAAGAUGUUCAUGUCCUUCUUUCUUCAGUCGAAA
Molecule: messenger RNA, 3390 nt
Organism: Megalobrama amblycephala (Wuchang bream)
Lineage: Eukaryota; Metazoa; Chordata; Actinopteri; Cypriniformes; Xenocyprididae
Gene: b4galt2
Product: UDP-Gal:betaGlcNAc beta 1,4- galactosyltransferase, polypeptide 2
Exons: 7
Coding region: 895-2034 (379 amino acids)
Biological process (GO): carbohydrate metabolic process
Molecular function (GO): glycosyltransferase activity
Source: RefSeq, a predicted model, not a curated record